AUGGCUCAACAGGUUCAGGGAAAGACUGCCAUCGUGACCGGCGCCGGGUCAGGAAUCAAUCUUGAGUUCGCGCGGUUGUUGCUCCAAGAUGGCGCGAACGUCGUCUUCGCCGACCUGGCUCUGCGGCCUGAGGCGGAGGACCUGGUCAAGCAAUACCCGGACACGGCUGUGUUCAAGAAGACCGACGUGACGUCCUGGUCGGACCUGAACGACAUGUUCACCGCGGCCGUGUCGCGGUUCGGCGACGUCGACAUCGUGUGCCCCGGCGCCGGAGUCUUCGAACCCCCCUGGAGCUCGUUCUGGUACCCUCCGGGCUCGGCGGAGUCGCAGGACGACCCCCUCGGCGACCGGUACAAGCUGCUGGACAUCAACCUCACGCACCCGAUCCGCGUGACGCAGCUGGCCAUGUCGCACUUCCUCAAAAGCGCGUCGUCGAGCCCGUCGAAGCACCCCAAAUCCAUAGUGCACAUUGCGAGCAUCGCCGGCCAGACGGCCUCACUUGGGUACCCUCUGUACCAUGUGUCGAAGCACGGCGUGCAGGCUCUGGUGAGGUCGUUGGCCGACCUGGACGAGUCGCAUGGCAUCCGCGUGACGUGCGUCAUGCCGGGCGUGGUCAAGACGCCCUUGUGGACCGACCAUCCCGAGAAGCUAAAGUUGAUCAAACAGGACGGUGAAGAUGCGGAUCAGUGGGUGAUGCCGGAAGAAGUCGCACAGGUCAUGUUGGCGUGUGCCAGGGAUGACAAGAUCGACAGGAACAUAAGAAGAAGAGGAGGAGGAGGAGGAGGAGGAGGAGGAGGAGGAGGAGGAGGAGGAGGAGGAACCUCGUCGGGUACGAACGGGAGUGGAAGUGUCGGUGGUGACAAUGUGAUUACCAUCAAGGGAGGUUCGUGUCUGGAGGUGUUGGCGGGCCAUGUGAGGGAUGUGCCUCUUUUCAAUAAUGUCGGACCGUAUGCCUCGGGAGUACCGGGGGCGACAGUGCAAAGGGGGAAGAUAUUCGCGGAAGAGAUUUUCGGUCUCUUGAAGCCCGGUUGGGGCUCGUUCUGA
Exophiala spinifera is the source of this 1044-nucleotide messenger RNA. RefSeq lists its product as uncharacterized. The transcript is spliced from 2 exons. Gene Ontology annotation, molecular function: oxidoreductase activity, acting on the CH-OH group of donors, NAD or NADP as acceptor. The coding region runs from base 1 to 1044 and encodes 347 amino acids. Gene Ontology annotation, cellular component: cytoplasm. The record is from RefSeq and is a predicted model, not a curated record. Lineage: Eukaryota; Fungi; Ascomycota; Eurotiomycetes; Chaetothyriales; Herpotrichiellaceae.